CAUGAUGUCAUCACAGCAUGCUAUAAGGGCUCUGACAAAUAGCCUGGGAGACACUUUAGAGGAAACACCGCUCAACUGACGGACUGAGGAGCGAGACGAGCCAAGAUUAAAAAGUGGAACGGGCAUGUGAUACUUUGCAGGAGUUAUCUGUGCCCUGGUAUAUUUACAGUGCAUGGGAAGCAGGACUCACAACAACUACCUGUUGAGAUGGCGAAUACCACCUCCCCAACAGCAGGCGGGAACAACUCGUCAUCUACACAACCCUUUGGAGAAACAGUCAUGAUCCUGCUGGGCAUAAUUAUGUCUGUACUCGUAUUCGUCAUUGUCUUUGGAAACAUCCUGGUCAUAACAGCCAUUGCCCGCUUUCAACGUCUGCAGAAUGUCACCAACUGCUUCAUCACAUCCCUGGCCUCUGCCGACCUGGUCAUGGGUCUCAUCGUUAUUCCUUUCGGUGCAAGUAACAUCAUUUUCGAUAAAUGGCACUUUGGUAAAUUCUGGUGUGAUUUCUGGACUGCCACUGAUGUCCUCUGUGUGACCGCCAGCAUAGAGACAUUGUGUGUCAUAUCCCUAGACCGAUAUUUGGCCAUUACUUCACCGUUUCGCUACCAGUCAAUGUUGACAAAGUGCAAAGCUCGACUUCUGAUUCUUCUGGUGUGGGUGAUUGCUGCGCUGAUAUCCUACCCUCCCAUCUUCCUGGAAUGGGGGGCGCUAACAAAUGAUACUAAAGCUGAGGAGUGCCGUGCCAGGAGUGACUGUUGUGAGUUUUAUGUCACUACGACCUAUGCCAUCACCUCCUCUAUCAUCUCAUUCUACAUCCCUUUGUUCAUCAUGAUUUUUGUGUACAGCCGUGUUUUCUGGGAAGCCAGGCUACAACUGAAAAAGAUCGACCAAAGCGUUGGACGCUUUCACAACACCGACAACAGUGACCUAAAGUCUCUAGACUCUAAAAGUGGACGGGGACUAAAAAAGGCAAAGUUCUGCCUUCGAGAACAUAAAGCCCUAAAGACGCUGGGUAUAAUCAUGGGGGUGUUCACCCUUUGCUGGCUGCCAUUCUUUUUGUUCAACGUGGUGGUGACCAUAAUGCGCUGGGAGUGGGACCCCAAAACCCUCUUCAAGAUACUCAACUGGAUAGGUUAUUCAAACUCGGCAUUCAAUCCCCUCAUUUACUGCAGGAGUCCUGAGUUCAGGUACACUUUCAAGGAAAUCCUCUGUCCAAAGAACAACAUCUUGAGCAACUCAGGACCAGCCAACGGAUACUUCUACAGCCGCAACAGCUGGCAGAGUGAAAUGCAGGGACGGAGCAAGGGCAGCUCAGACGACAGUGAUGCCAAUGAAAAGUGUCUGGGGAAGGAGUCAGAGGUCUGUGGCGGAGAGGACAAAGCCAUGGACCCUAAUGGAAACUGCAACAAAGCCCUAGCAACUGUAAUGACAAGCCUGUAAAGUUGGAGCGCUGGGACUUCAGUCAUCAGGGAAACCCAGAUGUGUUUACACUGCCUUCACGGACUUAUUUCCCAAAAUGACAAUUGAAGGUAAGGCCAGUCAAAGUGCCUGACUGACUGCAUUGGUCCUCUUGAGUUGAGAGACAUAUUUAUUUCCCCAUCAUUUCCACAUUUAAUACUGUAGGAAGAUAAUUUUCCAUUUUUUUUUUUUUACAUGUAAGAUUUCUUUAAGCUACCUCAUAACUGCUUUGCAAUACAUUUUGUGUUAACUGUCUCUUACAUUGUGCCCACUUAAGUUAAACUAGGCGGGUGUCUCAGAUGUUUUUACCAUAUAAAAAAAAAAUGGUGUGUCAGUGGCAUAAUUACAGACUAUUAUGGCCUCAGAUAGAGCUCAUCUUCAUAUGUUCUGUCUGGUAGAUGUAAGGAGAAGAUGCAACGAUUCUCACUGGCAUCGUUUUCUUUCUAAAUCAGCAAGUAAAUUGCGUGAGUCAGUUUAAUUCGAACACGCCUGCUUGGCGUCUUCGACAAGGAAGAGAUCUGCAUCAAAAGUUUCCAAGCUGAUGGGUUGCACCGCAUUGGUGCUUUGUGUUACGAGUACAUUCUGAUCUGCUAAGAUAACAAUCUGUCAUAUUUCUCUUCUUUUUUUUUUUUUCUGGAUGUGGUAAUGCUAAAGAUUAGUAACAUGUGAAACUUUAGACCUGUGUCUCCUGUUCUUGCGGUGUGGCGUGCCGCUGCGUUAGAGUCUGCUGUCAGCGGGACACUUCAGAGAUACGAACGGAGAACAACGCCCGUAUUUGCACCCAGUUAGUGCUCUGACAAAACUUGAGAGUGUGUGUUUAAGUUUUGAAGUUCUAAAGAUAGCCGAUAUCUUCAGGCAGAGAGCAGACUGCAUCAUGAAAAUGCUGCAGCCUAGUCGUCAGUGCCUGUGAUUUUAGUCAUUUUUUAAAUUAUUUGAUUGAAUUUAAACAUUUUGCAACUGAUUAGUCUACAACUAUGCUGUUCAUGCUGUCGACAGGCUCUAAUGCGCAGCACGCCAUUGCACAGGAGUUCCAAAACACUUUUAGCAUUUUCUAUCCUCGCUGUGAAACAGUAGCUUUGUUCCUUUACUGGCACAAGCCUUGCUAAUUUUCAAAAAAAAAAAAAAAAAAAGAGAAAAGAAAAAAAGUGUAGCUGCUGUGUUUCAGUACGUCCAGUGUUUACUGCAACCAGAACGUCUGUUUCCUCAUCGCGCCAGGAAGGGUACAAACCACACAUAAUAAUAAUAAUAAACAAGGCGUCAACAGUUCUAGGGCCCAGACACAGUGCUGGUCGCUAUAUGCCAAUAAAUAUUGGAUAAAAAAAAAAAACAGCUCCAGCUCCCAAAUAGCACACCUUUGCCACUGCCUCGUGACAUUUCCCAGAUCGCUUUCAGUACGUAAGGACGUGUGUUUAUGUCUGGUAUCGACGGAACAUUUGGAAAAGACAUUCGGGUCUCCACAGAGCCGCGUCUCAGCUGCUCCAGUUGUUUCAGUCAGUUUCUUCUCCAACCGGUUUAAGAUGUGCAGUCUCCAGGAAACGCCUCGGUCCAGCUGAGCCCGGUCCCAGUAAACAUGAAUAAACACAUUAUCGACGCUGCUUAGUUAGACAAUUAGAUAACUCCCUCUGUAAAUAAUCAUUAAAAAAAAAAAAGAUUGAAAUGGAAAAGUAGAUGACCAAGUGUUAGAGUUUCUAAUUUGCAGCUUAGGAUGCGAUUUUGCGUCUUCUGACACGUCUUUAGGCUGCAUGCUCGUGGGAAUGAUUUCUCUUGACUUGCAUUAAGUGUAAUGGAUAUCGAGCACUUAGAAGAAAGGAUUUAAUUCAGGAAUUCACCCUCUUUUCUUCAAAUGAAAUUGCUUCACAGAUCAUUAGCCUAUAUAGAGGGAGCGAAGGUCUAUCUUAAAGCCUUUCCUCUGUCACUUCUGCAGCCUCUGGUACGAUCGGAUCAACGCAACAACACACUAAAGUUAGCUUCUGAGGACAGGAAGGGGGACCAGGAAUUCUCUGGCAUUCUAAAUCGGUGCGAGUCGCCGGUCUUUAAGUGCAUGUAGCAUCGCCUCUGUGUGGAGUUGGAGCAGCUGACGCAGCCAAAACCUUUGCACUUUGUGCCUUCAGAGGAAAUCUUUAACGUACUGUAUGGAAAGGUUCGGCCGGUGCUCUUAUCACUGAUCCCCGGUCGAAGGCACGGACAUGUGGUCGCGGUACGUCAGUGUUUGCCAUGUGGGAAACGAGCUUUCCAGGAAGCUGAUCCUUUACUUGCUGAUUUUCCCUUCUGUGCAGAUACACAGAUAAAUAAAUGCAGGGGUUAAAUGUCAGAACACGGGUUCCACCGAGCAAACCUUUCCCAAAUCUUUCACUGUAAGGCAAGCUUAAAUCACAAUUCUGCUAAAAGUAUUAGACCAAGUCCUUUUUUUGUAACAUAUGGACAGUUUGAUCUUGGAUUGGCAAUAGAUUACAGAGAGUGCAACUUUUUUUUUAUUGUCUCAGACAUGCAGUUAUGGAAGCACCGUGCAAGUGACUGUUUGCAUGUCUGUCGUAUAUUCGUGGUGUCUUAUUUGUAGACGUCUGCUAGCUCCUUUUGCAAACAGACGGGUUUCAGCCCCGUGGCCCUGUGGGCUACCAACUAAAAUUCCACACUGCACCCUCCUGGCAGUGGCCUAUCUUUGCACCUCAGCUGUUUCUCAAUUGUAAAUGGUUACUGUUUUGUCAAUACCCCUGUAUAAUAAGGAAUGUAAUUCAUGCGUUUUCACAUCCUCGGUGCUUGGGGACGCAACACUGUUAUGUGCAAUGAAUCUUGAAUAAUGAGCUGACACUACAACAUUCCAAGCCCAGCUGCUGUUUUAUAUCAUGCUUACGGCACACAUUCAGUUCCCCCCCACCCCCCACCCCCGGCCAAUGCCCCGUCUCAGAUUACCUACUGAUGUACCUUUACUCGCUCGGCUAAGACAAAAAAAAAAAAAAAGAUUUUCUUUUAAGAGCUUUACGGGUCACGGAACAGACCAGUCUUACACUUUGCGUUACCAUCCGGUCUUUACGCUGAAUAUCCCACAUAUUUCAAUGCACUAAACCUACAGUGUGCAUGAUAGCCUUACAUGUUGAUGUGAUCCAUGUCAAACGCUAUCCCCAAGGAUUCACGGAAGUAUGCUUUAAAUGAAUAAGUCCCUCUGCGCCACACGGACUCUCCCCAUGAUUUAAGUAAAAUCGUUACCUAAAGCAGCACUGUAUAGCACUUUCAGAUAUUUGAACACAUGUUUGAAAUGAUGAAAAAAUAAAUAAAUAAAGUGUUCCCACUGGCAUGUGCUAUAAUGUUUCUAUUCUGAAAUGAAAUUAUAAAGACACCAGAAAGGCAGAUUAUUUAUAGACAUGUGAAUUUUCUAUGAUUAUGAAAAAGUUAUAUAAAAGAGUAAACCUGUUAUAUGUGAACAUUUUCUUUUUUUCUAAAUGUGGUCAGAGCGAGAACGUUAUCGCUCAACUGAAUGUUUACUAAAUGUUUGCAAGCUAUUUUUCGCACAAAUUUUUUCGUCAUUGUUUGUUCUUGGAGCUUGUUACAUGAUGUGAUUCCCUGUGGUAUUUAUUUAAAGAGAAGUUUGUGAUGUAACAUUUAUAUUGAAAUAAAUUAUGUACAUGUUG
Fundulus heteroclitus (mummichog) is the source of this 5084-nucleotide messenger RNA. Its product is annotated as adrenoceptor beta 2, surface a. Gene Ontology annotation, molecular function: beta2-adrenergic receptor activity; norepinephrine binding. The record is from RefSeq and is a predicted model, not a curated record. The transcript is spliced from 2 exons. NCBI's taxonomy places the organism in Eukaryota, Metazoa, Chordata, Actinopteri, Cyprinodontiformes, Fundulidae. Gene Ontology annotation, cellular component: membrane. Gene Ontology annotation, biological process: norepinephrine-epinephrine-mediated vasodilation involved in regulation of systemic arterial blood pressure; negative regulation of smooth muscle contraction; adenylate cyclase-activating adrenergic receptor signaling pathway. The coding region runs from base 208 to 1440 and encodes 410 amino acids.